AUGAUGGCCCAACCUAGGUAUUUGUAGAAAAUGGGAGAUACAUUUUCAAAUAGCAAAGACUUUUAUUCUUUUCAUUAAAUAUAACUAAUAGGUUGUAAAGUGCAACCUCAACGACUGGAAUAAUUAUAAAUUUCAUAGCGAACAAAAGUUGAUUAAAUAAAGGGAAGAACAAGUUCAGAUAUAUUUACAAAUUUAAUAAAUAGAGGGAUAAUUAAUAGUGAGUAGAAAGAGUUAAAUAAUGAGAGUAAUGAGAAUUGUAUAAAAAUGAGAGUAAAGUUAAAUGAAGAUGAAAGAAUGAGUUAAGAAGAUUAAAGAACACCUUAAAAUACAUAAAAUGCGGAUGAAUAAGUGAAAUGUAAGUAUAGAUUUAAUUUAUGAUAAGCAAAGAAGAUGUUACCACCUUUAAAGAUAAUUAUAGAUAAAGUGAAAGUAAAGGGGAGAUAGAACUAAUCAAAAGAACAUAAGGAAACAAUUAAAAGUUCAUUUAUUGAGACGUAAUUGAUAUAUUUAUAUUUUUGAAAAGGCCAACGAUACAAAAAUCAUUAAUUAGAAAAUAUAGAGCAUUUGGAUAAGGUGAAUAAAAAUCAACUAUAGAAAAUGAUACAAGUGUUCAUAAAAUGGGAAGAACUUCAUCAACUCCUUUAAUGUAAAAGUCAAAAGAAGAGAAAGAAGAUCAUUUAACAAGUAGAUCAGGAACUCCUUAAAAAGAGUUAUUUCAUUCAAGUCCAUUGAAAAUAAAAAAUAAAUUAUAAAAUAAACAAGUAGUAAUAUAAACACCAUAAUCAAGAGGAAUAAAAGAAAAAAAAUAAUUAAAUGGUUUUUAUUCUUCUUAAUCAUAAUAAUAAUAGAUAAAAACUAUAGAUAUUUAAACUGAUAAAAAAGUGAUACCAAAGAAAAAAAAGAAGUAAAGUUAAGGAUUAGUAAUGUAAUAAUAGAAUUAAUAAAAAGAGAAAUUAACUUAACGUCAUACAUCAUAUAGAUGUUUUAUCAACAAAAUCAAUUUUUCAAAUAAUUAAUGUAUUUGUUGUCCACCUAAAUUGGAAGUGCCUUCAUAUUUUUAUUAUGUAGGUAAGGGAAACAAUGGUAGUCUUAUUAAAAAUAUGUUUAGAUAAAGAUGGUGGUGGUAAGAAAUUGAAACAUUAGAUAUCACUAAAGUAAAUAUGUCUUGGACAUAACUUAAAUAAAAUAUAUGUAUAACUUAAUUGCAUCCUUUUAUUCUUGAUUCUAAUCUAUAGACUUCUGAAUCAUUUCAAUUAAGUCAUGAAGAAACUAUUGGAGAUACUAGUGAUUCUGACAUUGAAGUUAAACCAAAAUAAUUAAGUAUGAAUGGAGGUCUUUAAAAGUCAAAUACAUAAUAACCAUAAAAGAAACCAUCUAAUUAUUAUUCUUUAAAAAGAAUUCUAAACCCAUAAGAUCUUUAAAAACUUAUAAAUUAUAUGGAAGAAACUGGAUUUUAUGAUACUUAAUUAAUAUUUAGUGAUUGCACAGAUAAAUUGCUUAAAGAUAUUAAAUCUUACACUACUAAUUAACGAUAAGAUAGUAAGACUUUUCAUAUGCAUAAUCAUAUGGAAGAUAAUUGGCAUUUAGGUAAUAAAAAAGCUUUAUUUUACAAUAUGAAACAUUAUUAUCAAAUCAUUAAAGAAGAUUACAAUAAACUACUUCCUGUCACUUUUCAUGUUCAAAAAGGAAUCAAUGAUAUUGAAUAUUCGAAGUUUUUCGAAUAUUUCAAUAGGAGAAAUGAAGAAAUCAAAGAAAUUGAAAGAACAAGAGAUAGAAGAGAUAAAAAGAAACUUCCUAUUAAUUUAUGGAUCAUUAAACCUGGUGAAUUAACCAAUAGAGGUAAUGGAAUCACAGUUUGCAAUGAUCUUAAUGAAAUUAAUAAAAUACUAAAUGAAGAAAUUCAAGAAGGUAGACCCAGAACUUACAUUGUAUAAUAAUAUAUUGACAAUCCCCUUUUAUACAAUAAAAGGAAGUUUGAUAUUAGGUGCUAUAUGUUAUUGACUUCUUAAAAUGGAAUUUUUAAAGGUUAUUGGUAUUAAGAAGGAUACAUUAGAACAUCUUCAAAAGAAUUCACUACUAAAUGUUUAGAUAGAUUUGUUCAUUUGACUAAUGAUGCUGUUUAAUCUAAAGAUUAGGAUUAUGGUAAACAUGAACCUGGAAAUAAAAUAUCUUAUCUUGAAUUUUAGAGGUAUGUUGAAGUUAAUCAUCCUAAUACUAAAUUUAAUUUUUUUAUUGAUAUCUAUCCAAAAAUGAAAUCUGCUGCUCUGGAAAUGAUGAAAGCCACUUAUGGAAAAAUUGAUCCACAUCGCCGAAUUAAUAGCUUUGAAGUAAAAUUUCCUAUAAAUAUUAGCUCUAUGGAUUAGAUUUUAUGAUUGAUGACAAUUUUAAAUUAUGGUUAAUUGAAGCAAAUACAAAUCCUUGUUUAGAACUAUCAUGUCCUCUUCUAAGUAAAAUUAUACCAACUAUGAUUGAAAAUCUAUUUAGAAUUGCAGUCGAUCCAAUUUUCCCUCCUCCUUUUUUUGAAGAAUGGCCUUAAAAUAAAAAACUUUUUAUACCUGAUAAUGUUGUCGAAAACAAUAAAUUCGAACUCAUUUUUGAUGAACUCAUAGAAAAAAAAAACAUGAUCAAUCUAUUUCGAGAUAAUAAAAUAGAAUAAGAAUGUUUUGAUAUUGAAGAAGAAGAAGAAGAGGAAGAAGAAAAAGAUUGA
This is a messenger RNA of Paramecium sonneborni, 2707 nucleotides long. The record is from the annotation of a GenBank genome assembly. Lineage: Eukaryota; Ciliophora; Oligohymenophorea; Peniculida; Parameciidae.